AUGUUACGUAACCCAACACACCGUGUUCUGGUGGGAGACGCAAAGAAGAGCCAAGAAACAAUUACUGCCACAAAACUAUGGGUUUGCUUCAGCCGAGCUCUCAUUAAUUUGGGACACGUUGGCGUAGUUUGUCUGGACAGCUGCAAACACUGUGUUGUGGUUGUAGAAUUUGGACAAACCAGGGAGCAAGAAACGCCUCCGGACUUCUUCUACUUCUCAGACUUCGAGAGGCACAAUGCUGAGGUCGCCGCUUUUCAUCUGGACAACUUUGAACUGGACUCUAAUCUGAGCCCAUCUGUGCUGCUGUUUCUCUGGGACUGUGUGCUGACCACCUGA
Molecule: messenger RNA, 336 nt
Organism: Knipowitschia caucasica
Lineage: Eukaryota; Metazoa; Chordata; Actinopteri; Gobiiformes; Gobiidae
Source: the annotation of a GenBank genome assembly